Pichia kudriavzevii is the source of this 1815-nucleotide messenger RNA. RefSeq lists its product as uncharacterized. Bases 1 to 1815 code for a protein of 604 amino acids. The record is from RefSeq and is a predicted model, not a curated record. The transcript has a single exon. NCBI's taxonomy places the organism in Eukaryota, Fungi, Ascomycota, Pichiomycetes, Pichiales, Pichiaceae.
AUGAACUAUCCCAGUUUGCCCAGCCCAGAAGAUGGAAAUGUUAUUUUGCUCGAUUCUGCAAGCUACGAUUCCCGGCUAUAUUCCCCUGAGUUGUCACCCGAGAUAGACGACAACACAAUUGUAAACAUUCUUGAUCCUGCUAAAGUUGAACCCAGCGGAGAUACACCACAGAGGUCCAGAUAUAAGUUCCGUAAUUUAUUUAAAGCUCUUUCUUGGAAAGGGAAGGACAAAUCUACUACAGUCAUUGACACCGAAGUAUCGCCAGAGGAACCGGCGUUGUACCUAUCUUUCGUUAAUGAUUAUCCCUCCAAAAGCACCACUUGUAAAGGUGAAAACAUUGACAGUUUUCGUCUAUCUAAAGGUGACAGCCUUUAUGAUAAUUCCAAGUCGUUGCAGCACUUAAAAUCUGGUUACUUCAGUGAGGAGGACUCACUUAAUGAAGAGCUGAAACUUGAGAGUGAAUUAGCCAGUCUUUCUAGGUUUCCCAAAAGUGCCACUACCAUCGACAAAUUGGAAUGUUGCAGCAUCACCUCACAAACAAAUGCGAAAACGUUGUCUAGGUCAAGGGGAAUCACCAGAAAGCUCUCUCAACUAUCAUUCAGAUUGAAAAGUAAACACACUGCACGAACUUCCACAGAAAAGCAACAUAAAAAAUGUUUGGGAAGCCAAAGUGACGAACGUAUACUCCUUGAUUUGCUAAGCCCAACUUGUGUGGGAAACUCUUCAACUUCACCCGAUUUGAAUCUAGUUGAAGGAUGGAGAUUUUCUGAUAAUAAGGUGCCAAAGCUGGUUCUUGAACCGUUACCUUUGAAAAUGAACUCCGAUUUCAAAAGCCAUUUCGUGUAUCAAACACUUGAAGAACCUGAAUUGGGCAAAGGUGCAAGCCUCUAUACCGAACUACGGAAUUUUCAAGAGGAGAAUAUUGAGAAAAUAUUGUACUACCCCUUUUCACAAGACGAUGUUGAUAAAAACUACUCACAAAAUCAUAACUAUCUGAAAAUAACUUGCUUAGAGGUUUAUGAGCAAUACAACUCAUUGUUCACGCAGGAUGGACUAGAUAACUUUAAUGUAAGAAGUAAUUCAUUACUAGCAAUCAGAUCACUAGACCUUCCCAAAAUUUUAGAGCUUUAUCUCAACCAGUUCUCCACUGAAGAUGAAGCAGCUAGUUCCAAGAAUAAAAGUAUCCAGUUCUUAAAAGAGCUGUAUUCAGAGGAGGUUUCUUUUGUGGUAAACCAACAAAGCUUUAUUAAUGGUAAUUUUAGCCCAAAAGUUUGGAACAUUUGGUCAAGUUUUGUCAAAGAUCAUACAACAAAUCAAAGAGAGAGUUACAUAUCCACCAAAAUAACAAGUUAUGAACAGCAAGUGAAAAUAAUGCACGGUGGAACAAACCUAUUGGAUUUCCAAUCACAAGAGAGAGGACCGCACAUAUACGUUCUCAAAGAUGGAGAAUAUCCAAUAUUUCAUGGGACUGGGAAACCAGUAGACAAAGGGGAAUAUAUCUUUGCCAUACCAAAAGAAAGCUCAAUUAGCAUUUGGAAAUCAACACUCUACUUGCUAUUCAAUGAAAGGUUUAACUUGAACACAACAGGUUACGAGAUUAUUGGACUUGGAUGGAGGCCGUACUUCUUUAAUGAAAGUGCUGGGUUACAAUUGACAUUCUUUGUCGACUAUCAUAAUCAAUACGAUGAAACUAUAGUCAAAUUAUUUUUGAAUGAACUUAGAUUGAUAAUUCCACAAGAACAAAAGCAAUUUUUCAAGAAAUGUGUUUCCAAGUUGCCUGGCAGUAAGAAGAAAAAGAAUAUCAAUAUAACAUGA